Candoia aspera is the source of this 4507-nucleotide messenger RNA. RefSeq names its product far upstream element binding protein 1 (gene FUBP1). The transcript is spliced from 22 exons. The coding region runs from base 110 to 2257 and encodes 715 amino acids. Gene Ontology annotation, molecular function: mRNA binding. Gene Ontology annotation, biological process: regulation of DNA-templated transcription. NCBI's taxonomy places the organism in Eukaryota, Metazoa, Chordata, Lepidosauria, Squamata, Candoiidae. Gene Ontology annotation, cellular component: cytoplasm; nucleus. The record is from RefSeq and is a predicted model, not a curated record.
UCCUCUCGUGAAACACGAUGCGACGCAGGAAUGUGAAAGGCUCCCGCCCGCCGCCAUUUUCUUUCUUUCUUGGCAGGCUGGGAGGACGGUAGGAAGUAGCGAAGGAGACAUGUCGGAUUAUUCUACGGUGCCCCCUCCUUCUUCGGGAGCCCCCGGCGGAGGCGGAGGAGGUGGCGGGGCAGUUAAUGAUGCUUUUAAAGACGCGCUGCAACGGGCUAGGCAGAUUGCAGCAAAAAUUGGAAAUGAAUCAGGGACAUCUGUGAAUUCAAAUGAUUACAGUUAUGGGGGACAAAAAAGACCUCUUGAAGAUGGAGAUGGCUCUUGGACAAGUCCGAGCAGUACAACACACUGGGAGGGAAUGCCCUCUCCUUUUAAAGAUCAACCAGAGCCUAAGAAAGUUGCUCCCCCAAAUAAUGAUUCUUUUGGAAAUCAGUUACCACCCAUGCAUCAGCAACAGAGGUCUGUAAUGACAGAAGAAUACAAAGUUCCAGAUGGAAUGGUUGGAUUCAUAAUUGGUAGAGGAGGAGAACAGAUAUCUCGCAUACAGCAAGAAUCUGGAUGUAAAAUACAGAUUGCACCUGAUAGUGGUGGGCUUCCUGAAAGAUCUUGCAUGUUGACUGGAACACCUGAGUCAGUACAAUCUGCAAAGAGAUUGCUUGACCAGAUCGUUGAAAAGGGAAGACCUACACCUGGAUUCCAUCAUGGCGAUGGCCCAGGAAAUGCUGUCCAAGAAAUCAUGAUUCCAGCUAGCAAAGCAGGAUUAGUUAUUGGAAAGGGUGGAGAGACAAUAAAACAACUUCAAGAGCGUGCAGGUGUUAAGAUGGUAAUGAUUCAAGAUGGACCACAGAACACUGGAGCAGAUAAACCUCUUAGGAUCACAGGAGAUCCUUACAAAGUGCAACAAGCCAAGGAAAUGGUUUUAGACCUAAUUCGUGAUCAAGGUGGCUUUAGAGAGGUGCGCAAUGAAUAUGGGUCAAGAAUAGGAGGCAAUGAAGGAUUAGAUGUGCCAAUACCACGGUUUGCAGUUGGUAUUGUAAUUGGAAGAAAUGGUGAAAUGAUAAAAAAGAUACAGAAUGAUGCUGGUGUCAGGAUUCAGUUUAAACCAGAUGAUGGAACAACUCCUGACAGAAUAGCCCAGAUCACAGGACCUCCAGACAGAUGUCAACAUGCAGCUGAAAUUAUUACAGAUCUUCUUCGAAGUGUUCAGGCUGGCAAUCCUGGAGGUCCAGGGCCUGGUGGCCGCGGUAGAGGAAGAGGUCAGGGGAACUGGAAUAUGGGACCACCUGGUGGAUUGCAAGAAUUUAAUUUUAUUGUUCCCACUGGAAAAACUGGAUUAAUCAUUGGGAAAGGUGGUGAAACUAUCAAGAGCAUUAGUCAGCAAUCUGGUGCAAGAAUAGAACUUCAGAGAAAUCCUCCACCAAAUGCAGAUCCCAACAUGAAAUUAUUUACUAUUCGGGGGACACCACAACAGAUUGAUUAUGCUCGGCAGCUUAUAGAAGAAAAGAUUGGAGGUCCGGUAAAUCCUUUGGGGCCACCUGUGCCUCAUGGACCUCACGGUGUUGUUCCAGGGCCACAUGGACCUCCUGGGCCACCUCCUGGGGCUCCAAUGGGACCUUACAAUCCAGCUCCUUAUACCCCUGGCCCUCCUGGUCCUGCACCUCAUGGACCUCCAGCACCAUAUGCUCCUCAAGGAUGGGGUAAUGCAUAUCCACAUUGGCAACCACCUAAUCCCCCAGACCCUGGUAAGCCAGCAGAUCCUAAUUCAGCAGCAUGGGCAGCCUAUUAUGCCCACUACUAUCAACAGCAAGCACAGCCACCCCCUGCAGCUCCACCUAGUGCACCACCUGCUACUCAGACCAAUGGACAAGGAGAUCAACCAAAUCCAGCACCAGCAGGGCAGGUAGAUUACACCAAGGCUUGGGAAGAGUACUAUAAAAAAAUGGGUCAACAAGGGCAGCCACAAGAUUAUUCAAAGGCUUGGGAGGAAUAUUACAAGAAGCAAGGUCAAGCUGUUCCAGCUCCAACCGGAGCCCCACCAACAGGCCAGCCAGAUUACAGUGCAGCCUGGGCUGAAUACUAUAGACAGCAGGCAGCUUAUUAUGCCCAGACAAGUCCACAAGGAAUGCCACAACACCCUCCAGCACCACAGUGCCUUCCCAGAUCUUCCACCUUAGGUUCUGCUGCAAAAAGCACAGGUAAGCACAACCUAAGGAAGUGUAUAAAUACAUAUUUCAGUAUAUCAAUGUUGUCCCUGUGAGAAUUUUUUUGUGCUUGUGUAUUCAAAAGCAAUCUGCCAAUAUCUUUUCCCAAAUGUAUUCUGCUAUUCAUGGUUUCAUUCCAAUGAGAAUUCUGAAACAAUUAUUUACAUUUCUGGGUAAAUGUGUAUCUUUAUUUUUUUUUAAAGAUAAGUGGAUUGCUGCAAUAAUUUUUGAGUAAGUCACUUUUACUAUUUUCCCUCAAUAGUUGAGUUGUUACAAAUGAAUAUAAAAUAUUUUUUCAAGAUACAGGAAAUAUUGGUCAGAACUUCAACAGCCUUCACAAAUGCUUCUAUAAUGUUAAAGGAUGUUAUACCCAAAUACUACGUAUUCAAAUAUACUGUAUGUUUCUCUCAAUCCCAAGAUGAUACACCAUAAACCAUAAAUUAAUGUAGCUUGAUUAUUUCAUGCAGAAGGAAAAGUGAGAUUUUACUUUUGCAAAAUAGUUGUAGAAAGUAUGUGUGCCAGUGAUAUGUUAACAAGUUUGGCAGAUCUUUUCUUUUUAUAGCAAUUUCCUUCCUACCUUGCUAUUUCAGCUGAAUUGCUGUAUAUUUUUGCUAGUUUUAAAAUGUUUUGUAUAUGACUUACCUAGGUAGCUUAACUGGUACAAAUUUUCAGUUUAAAUAGACAAUUCUAAGGCAGUACCAUCAGUUUUUUGUUUGUCACUUAAUAAAAUGUUUUGAUUUUAUCAAAAGUCCUGCUUUUCUGUGCAUCAAAGGAAAAUAUUCAAAAACCCUGCCUUCAUUUUCACACACAGUGCUGAAGAUGCUGCAAGCACCAAAUCAUAGCUCAUAAAAUCAGGUCCUGAGAUAGUUACUUCCAAUAAAGAGGAUUCCUUUGAGUGUAUGGCCAUGGUGAGCCGAUGAGCAUGGACCAUAGAAGGGCUCCAUGUAGAAGGUAAAAUUGGCAAAAACAAUACCGAUUUUAAAUGUAUCCCAUACUUAAUGGUGUAGGGUAUAAUUUGCCUGUUUUUAUCGCUUCUCAUUCUUUAAAGUGCUAUUUGCUUGACCAUAAAUGUUCCAUAAUUUGUUAUGUGGUAAUAAUAAAAACUAUUUAUCAGUUUACACUUGCUAAAUAGUCAAGCACGAAUAUGUUUUGCGUUUACAACUAAAUCGAUAGUUGUACUUGAAUUCCCUUGAGCCACUUCACUUUAUUUUAUUUUAUUUUUGGGGGGAUUAUACUUUGAUAUGUCACAUUAAUUUUUAUAUGAAAACUAGCUAUGUGCUGAAGAGCUUCAUCUUGGUUGGAUUUUGUUUCACCAUUAUAAAAGAAAACUUGUUUUUUCCUACUCCAUUUUUAGUAAACAUAGCAUAAAUUGAAAUUUAACUCAAGGUCGAAAGAUGUAACAGGGAAAAAAGUUGUUGGUGUAGGAGGUGAAGAUCUGUGUUAAUAAUUUGUUUUGUUUUUGUUUUGUUUUGGUGGACCUAUAGGCAUCUUCUUGUACUGUAGCUUUUAUUUUUGGUUUGUCUGAUUUCUUUCAGAAAGAUAGGGUUGGAUUGAAGCGUUCCAUUCUACUCACAAUAUGGAAACUUUGAGCCCAAUCCAUAGAUAGUUUUUUCUUGUGUAGCUUGUGUGUUAUAGCAGGACAAAAAUAAUUGUAAAUUCUAAUUGAAUCCCAGGUUUAAAUGAAAGUAAUGAAUGUUUUAAAAGAGAGGAACAUCUUAAUUUCAACUAAUGUCUUUAGAUCAUCUGUUAGUAUGUGUUCUGUAUAGGAUAUUUACUAGUUAAAAAGCAGUCUUUAUCUAGAGUUGUGUAAAUUACACUUCAGUGAUCUUACUAGCUAGGUAGGCUGUAUCAUUCACUAAUCCUUUCUUCUGAAAAUAUUGUCAGUUGGUGGGAUACAUUUCAUAAAUUUGAGGGUAGAAUUUUACAUUUUUCUUUGUGUACUAGGAUUUUUAUAAAGUAAAACAUUGGGUCCUACAGAACAUGUACAACAGAUCCAUUUUUCUAUUUGUAGUACCCUAUCAAACUCUUACAUUUAUGCAACCUUUAUCUUAAUAUGCAUGAAAGGCAUUUUCGUCCUGAGAUAGUGUUCUCUGCAGAAACUACCCGUGUUAAAAAAGAAGACUGUCUUUUAAAGGCUACUGUGAUGGGAAGUAUCUUAGGCAGAUGCAGCUUGGACGUGAGGUAAAUCCAAUGCUUUCCAGUAUGUUGUGUUGAGCUUGCCUAUUGACAAUGUAUGUACUCAUGAAAAUACAUUAAUUGUACUGUUUUGUAUGAGUUCUCAAUAAAUGUAAACUAAUGGAUGAAAA